AUGAAGACAUUGGAACAGUGCUUCGGACGGCCAGAAGUGAUUAUUGAUCGUGCCUUGGACGAGUUAAGAAAGACGUCCAAGCCCGGCUCAACGGCGACGGAACUCAACAACUUCGCGAUCAAGAUUCAAAAUGUUAUAUGUGUGUUGCGGAGUAUGGAUCGCCAAGAAAAACAAGAGUGUCCGGCAUGCAGCGAGGCGCAUGUGUUAACGCAGUGCCCUAAGUACAAAGCACUUAGCGUCGAACAGCGAUGGAACCUGAUCAAAGAAAAGAAGCUGUGUUUUAAGUGUGCGAACAGUACUCAUCGACGCAUAACAUGCAAAGCCAAGCUGUGCGGUGUGGAACAGUGUCGUCGUCCGCAUCACUCAUCGCUGCAUCAAGCGGAAAAGAAACCGGAAAACACAGAGGUACGUGACAAGGAACAAGUAUUGUCAGUGACGCCGAAAACGAACGUCGGCGCACGCACCGUGCUUCUGAAGAUGUGCCCGGUCGUAGUCGCCGGUCCACGGGGGGAGGUGAGAACGCACGCUCUCCUCGACGAAGGUGCCACGGUGACAUUGAUGGAUGAAGAUCUCGCCGAGAAGAUAGGUGCAGACGGCCCUACACAAGCACUGCACCUAAGCGGCGUUAACAUGGCUCAAAAGGAAAAAGCCAGCAAGUUGGUGACGGUGCGAAUUAGAGGUGUGACAGAAGACGAGCCACACUCAAUACGAGCAAGAACAAUAAAGCACCUGAAACUGCACCAACAGACCAUUCCGGCAGUGCUUAUGAAGUUGAAGCAUUUAAGGGACCUGCCGGAAGAAUUGUGCUAUGAACGAGCGCGCCCAGGCAUCUUAUUGGGCGCGGAUCAUUGGGAGCACAUUGUGUCGCGAGAACUGCGAGUUGGCGGCCGCAACGAACCGGCAUCAAGGACGCUACUCGGCUGGGUGGUGCACGGUACGUUACCACGUAGCGUCAUAACAAAGAAAGAAAACGUGCUUCAUAUAUACGAGCGGGAGCACGACGGACUGCAUAACCUCGUGGAAGAUCACUUCAAAAUAGAAGCGCUCGGCGUCACACCAGAACCGAGAGUGAGUGACGCAGAUCGACGAGCCAUCGCCACAUUGAAGACGUCUAUAAGGAAGAUAGACUGCGGGUACGAAGUCGGCUUGCCGUGGCGACAAGACAACACCGCCAUGCCGCCGAGCUACAACGCGGCACUUCGACGCCUGCGACAAAUCGAGCACAAGAUGGACGCCUCGCCUGAAUUUGCCCGCGAAUAUACUGCACAGGUGAAUAACCUUAUAGAAAAAGGAUACGCAGUGAGGUGCGACGGGUCAGAAUCAUCGAGCCCCGUCUGUUGGUACCUCCCUCACUUCGCGGUGCAGAACCCGAACAAGCCUGGCAAGCAGAGGUUGGUGUUCGACGCAGCGGCGACAAGUCACGGGGUGAGUCUGAACGACCACUUACUGGAAGGCCCUGACAUGUUGAUGUCUCUGCCCGGAAUAAUGUUUCGGUUCCGGGAGAGCGCUGUAGCAGUCACAGCGGACAUACAAGAAAUGUUCCUGCGAAUCAAGAUCCGUGCCGAAGAUCAGUCAGCGCAGCAAUUUCUGUGGCGCGGUAACGACCGAACCAACCCGCCGCAGCGAUUUAAGAUGACCAGCAUGAUCUUCGGUGCAGCGAGUUCACCAUUCAUGGCGCACUUCGUAAGGAAUCACAACGCCAACGAUGCAUGCGCAGCUGUAUCCCAGAGCAGCGGAGGCCAUCACCAAAUAUCACUAUAUGGACGACUUGGUGGCCAGCUACGAUACACCCGGAGAAGCGCACGAAGCCAUAGAGGGAAACGAAGACGGUGCACGCGGCGGCGGGAUUCACUCUGCGCGGUUGGAACUCGAACGACGAGGUGUGCUUGCGACGUGCCCCCCCAGAGUUGCGCUCGAAUCAGCCCACGCAACUGGGGAGAACAUCAACACAGCAAGAUAUUGGGACUGCGGUGGGACCCGGAGCGAGACGAGCUGGGAUUCAGCAAUGAGCCGAGUCCCGAAAGAAGUAAAACGCGCAAGUGCGCACGCCCACCAAGAGAAGCCCUCAGUACAGUCAUGUCGAUCUACGAUCCACUGGGACUUCUCAGCGUGUACACCAUUCGCGCCAAGAUCAUCCUUCAGAACUUAUGGCGCUUAAAGAUGUCGUGGGACGAACGGGUGCCAGAGGAAGACGGCAAGCUGUUCGCGACGUGGUUGUCGCAACUGUCGGCGAUCGGUCAGUUGCGCAUUCCCCGACAUUAUGGACCGACGAGCCACGAGCGACGCAUCGAGCUCCACGUUAUGUGCGACGCCAGCGAGCAGGCCUACGCAGCGGUGGCGUAUUGGCGGAUGGUCGGCCAAGAGAACGUUACACUCUUUGGUGGCCGCCAAGGCGAAGGUGGCACCGCGACGGACGCAAACGAUACCCCGCCUCGAGCUGCAAGCGGCGUCAUCCACUGGAUCCGGAACGACGAGCGACGGUACACACCCUUCGUCGCGCAUCGUCUGCGGGAGAUCGCCGAGCUCACCGACAAAAGUAGUGGCGAUGGCUACCCACGACGCACAACGUCGCCGAUGAAGCCACUCGACUUCGGGCGACGCGCGAGUGAAGACAGCCGGUGGUUCCGGGACCUGAUUUCCUCCUCGAGCCCGAACAAUCAUGGCCCACGAGAGACGGAAGUCAGGACGACGAAGCAGAGGUCCUGCACGUCACAGAGAGCCCGGAAAGGAACGCUGGCUGCCCGACCCGACCCGCUUCUCCAAGACGCCCGACACCCCGUCACGAAGCUCAUCGUGCUGCAGAACACUGUGCAGCAGGUCACGCAAAUAGGGAGCGCGUGA
Manduca sexta (tobacco hornworm) is the source of this 2841-nucleotide messenger RNA. RefSeq lists its product as uncharacterized. Bases 1 to 2841 code for a protein of 946 amino acids. NCBI's taxonomy places the organism in Eukaryota, Metazoa, Arthropoda, Insecta, Lepidoptera, Sphingidae. The transcript has 4 exons. The record is from RefSeq and is a predicted model, not a curated record.